This is a messenger RNA of Prunus armeniaca (apricot), 357 nucleotides long. Lineage: Eukaryota; Viridiplantae; Streptophyta; Magnoliopsida; Rosales; Rosaceae. The record is from the annotation of a GenBank genome assembly.
AUGCAACCUUUCUCCUCCUUGUUAAGGUUGAAGCAAGAACAUACAUUUAAGUGGGAGGAGCAGCAUCAACAGGCUUUUGAGGAAAUCAAGCAUUACCUUUCAAAUCCACUAGUUCUGUCCCCACCAAAGAGAGGCAGACCACUUAAACUCUAUGUUUCUGCAUCAAAGGUGUCCAUUGGGAGUCUGUUGGUUCAGGAUAACAAGGAAGGAAAAGAGCAGGCAGUCUACUAUCUGAGCAGAACUCUAACAGAAGUAGAUAGGAAAUAUUCUGCAAUUGAAAGGCUUUGUCUAGCCUUGUACUUCACUGCUAUGAAACUCAGACACUACAUGUUACCAUACACCAUCUUGAUAAGUUAA